AUGCCGGUUAUCAACCCAGAAAAGCUGGCAAAGCUCCAGCAAAAUGCGGAUGAUGUGAGAAAUAUUUGCAUCUUGGCUCAUGUGGACCACGGCAAAACGUCUUUGACUGAUGCCCUCAUUGCCACAAAUGGCAUCAUUUCCCCUAAAAUGGCGGGCAAGAUCCGCUACCUCGACUCAAGGCCGGACGAGCAGCUCAGGGGUAUCACCAUGGAGUCGUCAGCCAUCUCACUCUACUUUUCCAUGUUAAGGAGACCAAGUCCAGAUGCUGCCCCUGAGCCAAAAGAAUAUCUGAUCAACCUUAUCGACUCCCCUGGCCACAUUGAUUUCAGCAGUGAAGUCUCAACAGCAUCCCGUCUCUGUGAUGGUGCGUUGGUUCUGGUGGAUGCUGUGGAGGGCGUGUGCAGCCAGACGGUCACUGUGUUGAGACAAACAUGGACGGAGAAAAUCAAACCAUUGCUCUUGAUUAACAAGAUUGACCGCCUAAUUACAGAACUGAAGAUGAGCCCCAGCGAGGCCUUUGUUCAUCUUACCAAGCUGCUGGAGCAAGUCAACGCUGUUCUGGGAAGUUUCUACCAGGGUGAGCGCAUGGAAGAGGACCUGAACUGGCGGGAGCGUAUGGAGGCUCGUAUGGCGGCGGCGGCCGCCAAAGAGGCGCAGCUGGCCGAUCAGCAGCCAGACACAGGGGAGCUCCAAUUUCAAGAGAAAGACGAUGAGGAGAUUUACUUUGCUCCAGAGAAGAAUAAUGUCAUCUUUGGGAGUGCCAUUGACGGCUGGGCUUUCACUGUUCGGCAGUUCGCUACCCUGUAUGAGAAGAAGUUGGGCAUCAAGCGGCAUCUUCUGGAAAAGGUCCUGUGGGGUGACUAUUAUCUGGAUCCCAAGACGAAAAAGGUCCUCGGCCGCAAGCAUUUGAAGGGUAGGGCGUUGAAGCCCAUCUUUGUCCAACUCGUGCUUGAGCAGAUAUGGGCCGUUUACCAGGCCACUGUCGGCAUUGAUAAUGGGAAGGGAGAUCCUGCUCUCCUUGAGAAAAUCACAAAGUCCCUGAACAUCACAAUUCCCCCACAUGUUCUUCGUUCCCGGGAUCCAAAACUUCUUCUUCAAACAGUCUUCUCGUCCUGGUUACCUGUCUCAGUGGCUGUGUUGGUCUCUGUUGUGGAAUCGCUUCCCUCUCCAAAGGCCUCACAAGCUGAGAGAUUCCCAGACCUGUUGGAAGACGUCCCUGGAGCCGACUACAUUGACCCUAACGUGAGGGAUGCUGUGGUCUCAUUCAAAAAGUCGUCUUCGGAUCCCGUGGUGGCAUACGUGAGCAAGAUGGUAUCGGUCAAGGAAAGCGAUCUGCCGGAGAACAAGCGCCGUGGGCCUAUGAGUGCCGAAGAAGCUAGAGAAUUGGCAAGGAAGAAGCGCGAAGAAGCUGCCCGCGCAACAGCUAACGCAAGCAAUGAGGAUGAUAUGGAUUCCCUGACCGCAGCUUUUGCGACCGCAUCCUUAGACCAGACUGCGCCCGAGGAGGUUGAGAAGCCGGCUGAGUCAGAGCACCUGAUCGGUUUUGCGAGAAUUUAUUCUGGCACGCUGUCAGUUGGUGACGAGAUCUAUGUCCUGCCGCCAAAGUUCAACCCCGCUCAGCCUUACACCGAGCCGGUGCCCAAGAAGGUCAAGGUCCAGGCACUUUACAUGCUGAUGGGCCGGAAUCUCGAGGCCCUCGACUCUGUCCCAGCUGGCGUUGUCUUUGGCAUCCGCGGCCUGGAAGACAGCGGUAUCUUAAAGUCUGGCACUCUUUGCAGCCAGCUGGAAGGGGCUAUCAAUUUGGCUGGCAUUGCGCAUCUCCACGGCCGCCCGAUUGUUCGCGUGGCUCUGGAACCCGUAAACCCAGCCGAUCUGGACAAGAUGAUUCACGGUCUUCAUCUUCUCGUCCACAGCGACCCAUGUGCAGAGUACGAGCACUUCGCCACCGGUGAGCACGUUCUGCUGACGGCUGGUGAACUGCAUCUGGAACGCUGUCUGACCGAUCUUCGUGAGCGGUUCGCCAGAUGCGAAAUUCAAGCCGGAGCUCCCAUCGUCCCCUACAGGGAAACCAUUGUCCGUGCUGAAGAGAUGCGCCCCCCAGCCAACAAGGAAUUGGGCCGUGGUGUUGUCCUUGGUGUGACAAGCUCGAAACAAGUGACCGUCAAACUGCGAGUCAGGCCUCUUCCUCGCGAUGUCACUGAUUUUAUGGUCAAGAACGCGGCUGCCCUUAAACAACUUUACACCGAUCGCAAAGCAGCUGAGGCACGGCAGGCAGCAGGCGAGGACUCGCCUACCCCUGGGCCAACCACAGAAAAUGGAGCAGCACAAGACGAGUCGGCAGAGGCUGAUGACGAACCAACAAAGACCCGCAAGAUCCUUUCCGCUGAAAGUCUUAGCAAGGAGCUUCAGUCUCUCUUUGACAACACCAAAGACAAACUCGAAAACUGGAAGGGUAUCGUGGACAAAAUUAUCUCCUUUGGUCCCCGCCGCAACGGCCCCAACAUCCUCAUCGACGCCACUAAGGGGCAAUUCUUCCCGAAGGCAUUUGCCCCAACCAAGGAGCACGAUAGCCGCCCCGUGGGCAAGGAAGCCCUCAGCCCGCACCAUUUCAGCGACAAGAUCACGUACGGCUUCCAGCUCGCGACAAACCAGGGCCCGUUGUGUCACGAGCCUGUACAGGGCAUAGCAGUGUUCGUCGAGGAUGUGUCCGUUACACCAGCGACCACGUCUGCUGAUGCUGAGGACGACGACGCGCCAUCUGCUCGCGACCGUCUCGGCCGUCUGACUGGUGAGGUGAUCAAGACAGUCCAGCAGUCUAUCCACAAGGGCUUCCUCGACUGGUCGCCUCGUCUCAUGCUAGCCAUGUACUCUUGUGAAAUCCAAGCAGCUACCGAAGUCCUAGGCCGCGUCUACGACGUCCUCACCCGACGCCGCGGCCGCGUUCAAUCCGAAGCCAUGAACGAAGGUACACCCUUCUUCACCAUCCAAGCCUUGCUCCCCGUCGCCGAGUCCUUCGGUUUCGCCGACGAGAUGCGCAAGCGUACGUCAGGCGCGGCGCAGCCGCAACUGAUCUUUGCUGGGUUCGAGAUCCUUGAUGAGGAUCCUUUCUGGGUACCCUUCACUGAAGACGACCUUGAGGAUUUAGGCGAGUAUGGAGACAGGGAGAAUGUGGCUAAGCGGUAUAUGGACAGCGUUCGGAAGCGCAAGGGGUUGUUGGUGGAGGGUCGGAAUGUGGCGACGGAUGCGCAGAAGCAAAAGACGCUCAAGAGGUGA
Molecule: messenger RNA, 3273 nt
Organism: Thermochaetoides thermophila DSM 1495
Lineage: Eukaryota; Fungi; Ascomycota; Sordariomycetes; Sordariales; Chaetomiaceae
Exons: 4
Coding region: 1-3273 (1090 amino acids)
Biological process (GO): cytosolic ribosome assembly
Cellular component (GO): cytosol; ribonucleoprotein complex
Molecular function (GO): ribosome binding; GTPase activity; GTP binding
Source: RefSeq, a predicted model, not a curated record